Molecule: messenger RNA, 2358 nt
Organism: Hydra vulgaris (swiftwater hydra)
Lineage: Eukaryota; Metazoa; Cnidaria; Hydrozoa; Anthoathecata; Hydridae
Product: serine/threonine-protein kinase PLK1
Biological process (GO): mitotic spindle organization; protein phosphorylation
Cellular component (GO): nucleus; kinetochore; spindle pole
Molecular function (GO): protein serine/threonine kinase activity; ATP binding; protein binding
Source: RefSeq, a predicted model, not a curated record
UUGAAUUAGUUGAUUCGUUUUAAAUCAAAAGGCUAACGUCCUUCUUUUCUUCUAUCAAGGAUUUACAACAUUUAAUCAAGUAAACUUAUUCAAUAAAAUAAUAAAUCGGGACGUUAAGUAGUAUCAAGUUCUCAAAGAAAUUCUAAGUAAAUUUAUUCUCGUGAUGAACAAAAUUUCUAACACAGAAAAAUAUCGGCAGAAAAUGGCUGAAAAACCCAAAAUAACGACACUUCCUGUAGAUAAAAUUACUCCUGCACCUGAAUUAGCCGAAGAAAUUGUUAACCCUGAUACUGGUGUAGUGUAUAUACGUGGGAAAUUUCUUGGGAAAGGUGGUUUUGCAAAGUGUUAUGAAAUGACUGACAAAGUAACCAAUUCUGUUUUUGCUGGAAAAAUAGUACCCAAAUCUCUUUUAACAAAAAGUCAUCAAAGAGACAAGAUGGCACAAGAAAUUCAGAUCCAUCGUGAACUUUCUUAUAAGCAUAUUGUUGGUUUUCAUAGUUAUUUUGAAGAUGCACAUUAUGUUUAUAUUAUACUGGAACUAUGUAAUAAACGUUCUAUGAUGGAAUUGUAUAAGCGGCGAAAAGCUGUGACUGAACCUGAAGUUCGAUUUUAUAUGAAACAGAUUGUUGAUGCUGUUUGCUUUCUUCAUAGUAAACAUAUAAUUCAUAGAGAUUUAAAACUUGGAAAUCUAUUUUUAAAUGAUGACUUUCAAGUCAAAAUUGGUGAUUUUGGUCUAGCUACUAGAGUAGAGUUUGAUGGAGAAAGAAAAAAAACAUUAUGUGGCACACCAAAUUACAUUGCUCCUGAAGUUCUUUGUAAAAAAGGUCAUAGUUAUGAAGUUGAUGUGUGGUCUGUUGGCUGCAUUUUAUAUACUUUACUUGUUGGUAAGCCUCCAUUUGAAACUAUGUCUUUAAAGGAAACAUAUCAUCGAAUUAAAAAAAAUGAAUAUUAUAUCCCUGCUAAAGUUCCUCAUUCUGCUCAAAUGUUAAUCAUUAAGAUGCUUCGUCCAGAGCCAGAGACACGACCUACAAUGAAAGAGUGUCAGGAAGAUCGCUUUUUCACAGAUGGCUUCACACCAAUUAGCUUACCAAAUAGUUCUCUUACUAUGGCUCCUCGUUUUGCUUCCGCCCAAUAUUACUCUGAUCGAAGACCGUUAAGUGAUGCUAAUCGUGAUUUAGGAAAAGCUGUAUUAUCAAAUAUUCCAGAGAGUAGUACUACUGUUGAUAAAAAUAAUGUUAGCCGAGCUGUAUUUGUAAAAGAUGGGUUAGGCCACGAAAUAGAUGAAGAUCCUGCUGAAGAAACUGAUGGAGAGCCAGAUGAUCAUUACUUAGGACAUCUUCAAAAACUUUUGGACAGAGUUUUAGAGUCAAGACCUGCUGAUCGAGAUAGCAUUAAUAUGGACGAAGCUGAAGACCCUGCAUUAACACCAGUAUCAUGGGUCAGCAAAUGGGUUGAUUAUUCAGAUAAAUAUGGUUUAGGAUAUCAGUUAUCUGAUGGCAGUGUUGGAGUUUUGUUUAACGAUGCAACAAGGCUUUUGAUGCAUGAGGAUGAAAAGAGUUUGCAAUAUAUUGAUAAAUUAAAUAAGGAAACAUUUUUCACUAUUGAUAAUGCUCCUCCCAAUAUGCAAAAGAAAAAAACACUUUUGGAAUAUUUCCAUGAUUAUAUGAAUGAACAUCUUUUAAAGACAGGUUCAGGGGUAGCUACUAAAGGCAUGGAAUCAGCACGUUUGCCGUAUUUACGAUCUUGGUUUAGAACAAGAAGUGGAAUUAUUCUUCAUCUUAAUAUAGGAAUUUUACAGAUAAAUUUUUUUCAAGAUCAUACAAAAGUUAUUAUAUGUCCAAAAAUGGAUGCUUUUUCUUACAUUGACGAAAAUCGUAAUUUUCGAACUUAUAAACUUAGUGGAAUUGAGAAACAUGGAUGUACACGUGAAAUUUUUGUGCGCUUGCGUUACGCAAAGACGAUGGUAGAAAGACUCUCAAAAAAAUUAGCAGAAGAAAAAAAAGAAAAAUUAUCUGCUAUUUAAAUUAUUGGUAUAGGGACCUGAAUCGGGUACAGCAUUACAUUUAUAAAUGCUUACGAAAUAGGCUGAAUUCCUGGUGUGUGUAUACAAAAUUUUUUAUAUACCAAUCUGUCAGUUUAGAAUUCCUGUUUUGAAAGUGCUAAUCCAAUGGUACAUAAAUUAUGACAAAAAAUUCUUAUGCACUUAGAACUUUUUUGAAUUCCAAUUAGUAUAAUAAAGUUAAUGGAAUUUCUAUAAAUUCUAUCAAUGUAUAAAUAAAAAUUAAAGUAUGGUUGUGUAUAUAGAUAUUGUUUUACGCGACUUUUUUUAUCUAAUAAUAUGUAUUAUGUAUUUGUCAA